Molecule: messenger RNA, 5475 nt
Organism: Closterium sp. NIES-65
Lineage: Eukaryota; Viridiplantae; Streptophyta; Zygnematophyceae; Desmidiales; Closteriaceae
Source: the annotation of a GenBank genome assembly
AUGGCGCGCGGUGCAACCGCAGCGGAUAAUGGCGGAAGUGGGAGAUCGGCCGCUGCUGGCCGCCGCGCGGCGGCGCUGGUGAUGGCGGUGAACGGACGGCGCGUGGCGGUGUGCGAUGUGGAUCCGCGCAUGUCGCUCAGCGAGUUCCUCCGCUCCAGGACAACGUUCACCGGCACCAAGCUGGGCUGCGGGGAAGGUGGCUGCGGAGCAUGUGCGGUGAUGGUGGCGCGCUACGACCCUCUCACCCACACCAUCCACGACCGCUCGCUCAAUGCCUGCCUGCUGCCACCCAUCCUUUUUCCUGCUUCCACCUACCCAUCCCCGCCCCUAUCAUCAGGGGGGUGCGGGGCAUGUGCAGUGAUGGUGGCGCGCUACAACCCGCUCACCCACACCACCGACGAGUGCUCUCUCAAUGCCUGCCUGCUGCCGCUCGCCUCGCUGCACCUCGCCGCCAUCACCACUGCCGAGGGCCUCUGCCUCUCUCCGACGCCAACGCAUGCGGAGGAGGUCCCCCCGGGAAGCGGCGACGGUGUGGGCACAUCCCAGGGUUCAUCACAGCGCGCGGCCAUGGGUGGGCCAAGUGACGGCACAUCUCUCCACGUGGCUUCACAGCAGCCGCAGCAGCGGGACCCGCACAGCUGUUACCAGCACGGGCGGGCAGUGGUGCCCCACGCGGUGCAGCAGCGGCUGGCGGGGUUCCACGCAUCGCAGUGUGGCUUCUGCACGCCCGGUGUCGCCAUCGCGCUCUAUGCCGCCCUCCGCCGCCACCGCUCCCCUGCUGCUGCUGAGGUUGAUCGAAAAGGGGGGUUUAUUGAGGCUGUAUCUGCUGCUCCUGUGGCAGCGGGUGGUGGAGUGGAGGUGGUGGAGGGGCUGUCAGAGGAGGAGGCGGAGCAGGCGAUGGCGGGCAACCUGUGUCGCUGCACGGGGUACCGCCCCAUCCUUGACGCCUGCAAGAGCUUUGCUGGUCCCGCUAGCAGCGCAGGUGCAGAUACAGUGGGUGGAGCAGCGGGGCUGAUGGAUCUGGAGGAGCUGGGGUCGUGCGCUGCUGGGCAUGCUGCGGCAGGGGCGCGGGCGUGCAGGGUGGUGGGGCUCAGCGAGUUCGCCGCUGCUGCAUCAGCUGAGGCGCCAGCACAGGGACGUGCAGUGGCGCAGCGGGGCACCAAGUGCAGCGCUGAGGGCAGCGGGGUGUGCAGUGCGCGUGGCAAGCCCCUGCCCCUCUACAACCCCCUCUGCGACCCGCCCUUCCCCGCAUGGCUCAAGCUGGAAUCAAAGCAGCAGGCCAGCCGGUGGCAGGAGCGCGCAGGGAGGGGGGUGAACGGCGAGGGAGGGGAGAUGCUGGUGUGGGAGCACUGGGAGGAAGCAGGGGUGGGGGGAGAAGGUGGGUUGUGGGGAGAGUGGGGGUUGGAGGGAGAAGUGGACGUGGCAGGUGACGGUAGUGAUGGUGACGGGGGCAGCAGUGCAGGAGCUAGUGCGGAGGAGGCAGGGGGGCAGCCGGGGAAGGGGUGGAGGAGAGGGAGCAGGAAGGUGAUGUGGGUGGCGCCCAGGAGUCUAGAGGAGCUGAGAAUGGUGCUGCUGAAGUCAAGGCACGGAGGGAGCAGUGAUGAGGGGAUGGGAACAGGCGAGGAGGGAGGAGCAGGCGGGAGCAGCAGCAAGGAGGAGCAAAGAGCAGGAGGAUCAGGCGCUAUCCCUCGGGGCGAGUGUGAGAGUGAGUGGGGCGAGGUGCAGCUGGUGGCGGGCAGCACGGCAGCAGGUGUGUAUCCUGACCUGGCACGCUGUGACUCCAUGGCGCAUGUCACUCUCGUGGACGUCAAGGGACUGCCGGAGUUGCAGCACGUGGCGUGGGAGGAGGGGCCUGCUGGGGAGGACGGAGAGGGGGGUGAGAGGGGAGGGGGUGGAGAGGGUGGAGAGGGUGAAGCAGCAGGGAAGGAGCGUGUUAUGGGGAUUAGGUUCGGUGCGGCUGUGACUCUAUCGGAUGUGAUUGCAGUGCUGGAGGCCGUGGCGAGGAAGGUUGGCGCUGGUGGCUCGGCUGCUGCAGACUACAGAGGCCCUGUCAUGCACGGCUGGGAUGACGCCAACGGGACAGCAUCACCACCAGCAGUGGCGGCGGCGGCGGCAGUUUUCUCGCGAGUAGCAGCCCAUGUGAGGAGGGUGGCGGGGCCGCAUGUGCGCAACGCUGCCAGCAUCGGCGGCAACCUUGUGCUGGCUGCGUCUCGCCGUGCCUUCCCCUCCGAUGUUGCCACUCUGCUGCUGGCGCUCCAUGCUUCUGUGUGCACCGCCACUCCCUCUCCCGGUCCCCCCGCCUCUGCAUCUCUCACAGGCAGCACAGCACGCAGCGAUGGGUGGGUGUGGGAGGAUCUCCCACUUGAGGCGUUUCUUCACCGCUCCAGACUCCCUCCCACCAUUCUCCUGCACUCUGUCUUCCUGCCCUGCCCCACGCCCUCUCCCCCCCCUCCCACCUCGCCCUCCUCUACCACUCCUCAGCUCGUGUUUGACUCCUUCCGUGCCUCUGCCCGCCCCUCUGGCAACGCCUAUGCCUAUUCCGCCCGCCUGGUCUUUGGCGCCUUCAACGGUCCGCACGCCAUCAGAGCCCGCCGCGCCGAGGCCUGUCUGCUGGCAUCCAAUGGUGUGCUGACACCUGGCAGCGUGCUGGCGGCGGUGAGGGCAGUACGGGAGGAGGUGGUGCCCGGUGAGGGCACGCGGUGGGCGCAGUACCGCGUGGAGGCGGCCGUGGGGUUCCUCUUCUCCUUCCUCUCGCGCCUCCUGCCCCACACCACCACCCUGCCACGGACCGACCUGCCCCACACCACCACCCUGCCACGGACCGACCUGCCCCACACCACCACCCUGCCACGGACCGACCUGCCCCACACCACCACCCUGCCACGGACCGACCUGCCCCACGCCACCUUGCCUCAGGCGGACCUGCCAGGGAAGAGCACAGGGAAUGGGGAUGGCGCAGUGGGUGCCAGCAACACGCGCUGCCCUGAGGAGGCUCACGGCGCUGCUGCAGGGGCUGAGAGCAGUGAUGGGGCGCGUGGCAGCAGCGGGCAGCAGCACGAGGUGAUGAGGGGCCGGCAGGUGAUGAGGGGCCGGCAGGUGUUGUGCGGCCGGCAGGUGUUGAGGGGCCGGCAGGUGUUGAGGGGCCGGCAGGUGUUGUGCGUCACCACGGACGUCGCUCCUCUCGCCCUGCCGCUGCCCAAGCUGGGUGCCGACCUGCAGGCCACAGCGCCAUCCGCACCUGUCUGCUCCCGCCCAUUCGCAUCCCUUCCUCGCCCCAGCCUCACGCCACACUCAACGCACACACUCUGUCACCCCCCUCUCUCCCAUUCGCCCUCUCCCCUUUCUCUCUGCCUCCUCUCCCUCCUUUCCCUCCCCUCCCCAUCAGGCCACGCCAGGUACGUGGACGACAUGCCAGCGCCAGCCGCGUGUCUCUACGCCGCCUUUGCAGUGGCCACGCACCCCUGUGCUCGCAUCACCGCGCGCUGCUACAGCGCUGCACUCGCCUCCCCGGGAGUGGUGGCGGUGCUGGACGCCUCGCACCUGCCGCCCGGGGGGGCCAACGUGGCCUCGCUGCUUGUGGGGGCGGCGGACACGCUGUUUGCUCACGACAGCACGGAGUUUCAUGGCCAACCUGUGGCCCUCGUGGUGGCAGACUCAUACCGCCACGCACAGGAGGGCGCACGCAAGGUGCACUGCUCCUACCACCCCUUUCCUCUGCCUGCCGCAUCGCAGCCAGCAGCAGCAGCAGGAGCAGCAUCAGCAGCAGAAGAAGCAUCAGCAAGAGCAAGAGCAGCAGGAUCAGCAGAAGAAGGUGUAUCAACAGAUGCAUCCAGUGCAGGCCGGGGCAGGCGGGGUCCCCUUGUGACGAUUGAGCAGGCGGAGGCAGAGGGGGCCUUCCUCCCUCUCCACCCCGCCUUCCUCAACUGCCUGCCUCGUCGAGGAAAUUUCCAGGAAGCUUUUGACAAGAGCCCAUUGAAGAUCAGCGGAGAGGUGAGGAUGGCACGCCUCAUGCGGAAGCAAGCAACCAUGCUGAGAGAGAGGCGGGUGAUGGUGCGGUCGGGCUCACAGCAGCAUUUCUACUUGGAGCCGCAGGCAGCGCUGGCAAUACCAGACGAGGGGGGCAGCAUGACGGUGCACAGCGCCACGCAGAGCCCCGAGCACACGCAGCAGGCCGUGGCCCUCGCCCUGGGCCUGCCCCUCUCCUGCGUGCGCGUUGUCACCCGCCGGCUGGGUGGCGCGUUCGGUGGCAAGACGGUUCAGGCCAGCCGUGUUAGUGUGAUGGGGAGCGGGGUGGGGCUGGGACGGGGAUGGGGAGCGGGGUGGGGCUGGGACGGGGAUGGGGAGCGGGUGGGGAUGGAAAAGGGAUGGGGAUGGGGAGGGGACGGGUGUGGGGGUGGGCUUGUGAUGCACACACACAGACAAACAUGCGACUCGCCCCACUCUCCGUGCCCACUGUUCCCACGUUCUUUCCUCUUCCUACUCCACUUUGCUAACCACUCACCCCCUUCCCCUACCAAUCCUCCCCCACCAACUCCCCCCCCCCGCCCCCUCCCCCUUCCUUACCACCAGGUGGCAGUGGCGUGUGCGCUGGCAGCGCAGCGACUGCAGCGCCCUGUGCGCAUGGCCUUGGACCGCAAGGCCGACACGGCGCUCACAGGCGGGCGGCACGAGGGGCGCGCACGGUACGACGUGGGGUGUGACGGCACGGGGCGCGUGCACGCACUGCGCGUGCGGGCGGUGCUGAACGGCGGCAGCAGCGCCAGCACGAGCUGCUGGCUGGCCGCUAACUACGGGCCGGCUCUGGUGCAGUACGCGUGGGGGGCACUGGAGAUCAACUUCAAAGUGGUCAGGUGCGGUGGUGGGGGAGGGAGUGUGGUGGAGAUGGGAGGAUGGUGGGUUGUGUGGAAGAGGGGAAGGGAGGGGUGGCGAUGGGAGGGAUUGGGAGGAGAUGGGUGGGAGGCUGAGGUUUGUUGGACGGACCUACCGACGCGCAGCCCAGUGAGGGCGCCAGGCGAGGUGCAGGCGGUGGUGGUGGCGGAGAGCGUGAUGGACCACGUGGCUGCUGCCCUGGGGCUGCCCCCCCUGCUCGUGCGUGAGCGCAACCUUAUCACCACCCACGCCCUCCGUGACUUCUUCCCUUCUGCCUUCCCCCCUCCUCCUCCUCCGCCUGCUCCUGCUCCUGCAAAUCCUGCUGCUCCUGCUGCUGCCAAUUCUCCUGCUCCUGCUGCUGCUGCCACACCCGCUGCAGCAGAGGGGGAGGAUAAAGAGGAGGGGGAGGAGGAUGAGGGAGCGAUAGCACAGCGGGUGUGGAGGGAGGCGAAGGCCCUUGCGGGCUACACCGAGCGCGCAGCAGCGGUAGAGGCAUUCAACGCGGCACACGUGUGGCGCAAGCGGGGCGUGGCCAUGGCGCCGGCACUCUACCACGUGGCGCUGCUCGCCAAGCCCGCACGCGUGACGGUGUUUGGCGACGGGUAG